Messenger RNA from Cryptococcus amylolentus CBS 6039, 819 nucleotides. RefSeq lists its product as hypothetical. NCBI's taxonomy places the organism in Eukaryota, Fungi, Basidiomycota, Tremellomycetes, Tremellales, Cryptococcaceae. Bases 1 to 819 code for a protein of 272 amino acids. The transcript is spliced from 3 exons. The record is from RefSeq and is a predicted model, not a curated record.
AUGUUUACACCCGCCCCGCCCUACGUCCACGCUCCCCCCACUGCCGCCCGUCCAUCCCUCACCACCCUCCCCGUCCAUCUCGUACACCGCAUCCUCCUCCUCACCCUCGACCAACAAGCCACGCCGAGCCGUUUCUGGUCUGAUGCCGAGGAGGAACGAGUCAGGAGACUGUGGGCGCUCUUUCGUGGGCUGAGAGGUGUUAGUAGAGUGUUCUGGCUAGUGGCGACAUCGAUACUCCGAGCACAUUACCUCGCCCCUUUCCUCAACCUCAUCAAACCCGGCUACUCGUCCGACCCAUUCCCAUUCGAAUCAUCCCACCUAUCGGACCCCUCUCUCUCAUUCGACCCAAGCGCAGGGGGGAGUGUGUAUGCAGAGAGGGGGAGGGAGACGGCCGUGCUUGAUAGGUUUAUAGCGGUGAGGGUCGGGGAGGAGUUGAGGAGGGUGGAGAGUGAGCUUUCGGAGGGGAGUGGGGCGGAGGUGGAUAUCUUCCAGAGGUUGCAGCCGGCUGCGAGGAUCGAAGACCUCUUAUCGACCCUUCCCCCUCACUUUAUAACACCCACCUCCAUCCUCCCCUCUCCCCCACCCCCAAAGCGCACUCUCCCACUACCCCAAGCACUCGUCAGUAUCUCUCUAACGCCGAAUUGGGCGCAAGUGUGGAUCAAUGCGCAGGUGGUGAGUUUGGCGAGGAAGGGAGGCGGGAAGGAGAUGGUGCUUGAGGUGAGGAGGGUGGGGACUUUGGAGGGGGUUGUGGCGAGGAUUGGGGAGGGGUUGGAUGAUUUGAGGUUGGGGUUGGUGGGGUGGGGAGGGAGGGUGCAGUGA